AUGUCGGCUGUCAAGUUUGAGUACCCGACUUAUAAGCUGUUCGAGCCUCAUUACCAUCCUCAGAGGCCAAUCAUAGUCGACGCCGACGCGCUCGAGUCACCGGAGACGGUGACGCUCCGAUACGAGGAAGAGGCUGCGGCGAGAGCGAACGGUGGAGACCUUCGUGGGGAUUCCCCGCCUGGUCUCCUGUCUAUGUCGGCAUACCCAAAGCCGCAACCGCCCCAGAUGCAUGCAUUUGAAUCAUCGAGGUCGUAUCCAGAUUCUCAGUAUCAAUAUUCAGCACAGCAGUUUGCUGCGCAACAGUCUGAAAAUGCGGCUGCACAGCUUAACCAGAUGGCCUUCGCUGCCAACAACUCGGCGAGCCAGUAUAUGACAUCGGUGGUGCCGACAUUGCUCUCGUAUCAACCAACGAGCGGCGUGUUUGGUACCAAGAUCCUGAUCAAGAUCUCAGCGCCGUACGAUUUGAUUGCCGUCACGAGCCAUUUCUUCCUGGCCUUCGGAGCCCACAAAGGCCCGGCACACGCCAUUCGGGACGCCGGUGAUGCCAGCGGGCUCGGCUACGUGGUCAGCGGAGACGCACCACAGCUCGAGGACACGAGGAAUCCGAGCGGCAGCGUGCCCUUAUCACUGCUAAUUGAGAGCUCCGACGGGCAGACACUGGCAACCAUCGACGUCGGCACGUUCACAUAUCACGACCCUCAAGUUGGGGCGGCGGAGGGUCCGCAUGAGGGUGUCACGCGCAAGGAGUCGAAAUCACCUGAGCAAAGACCGAGCCCACCCAAACCGGAGCCCGACCAACUCACCGACGCUGCUACAAAUAGCUAUGGCUACGCUCUGGCGUCCCAUCAGACUGUCGCUUCAAGUUAUGAUGCAGGUUAUAACAGCAACAACAGCAUGAUCGGCCCCUACCACCGCUCGUCGUACGCGGCCGAUUACCCGCGACCACCACUACUCAAAGCGCCGACAUGGAGUCCCUACGGGUCGUCCAUGACGCCUCGCAGUCCCACUGCCAUCCACCACGCAACGAUAACGCGCCCGAGCAUCACGACUCUGCCAAUGCCGACGUCGAGCGCACCGCAGCUGAUCCGGACCAGCACGAUACAAACGUCCGGAUCCUCCAGUGCCGCGCAGAUGAACCCGUAUGCCAUGUACUCGGCCAAGGCGAACCUCAAGAUCAACGGCGACCUGGAGACGAUGGCAAGCAACUGGACACAGGAGGAGUGGGAGAACCGCAGGCGCAUAGUCAUGUUCAAUAAGAAGCAGCAGGGCUCAACGCUGUCGACAAGCUUUAAGCCCGUCACCGUCAGUGAGAGGCCACCGAACAGCAUCUGCAUCAGCUGCAUAUACUGGGCGGAGAAGAACGAGUGUUAUGUGACCAGCGUCGACACCAUCUCGCUACUAGAGCAGCUCGUGGCGUCUCCGGCGAGAUUCACGGUGGAAGAGAAGAACCGGAUAAGGCGCAAUCUGGAAGGGUUCCGGCCCCUGACAGUCAGCAAGGCCAAGGCGGACAGCGAAGAGUUCUUCAAGAUCAUCAUGGCCUUUCCGAAUCCGAAGCCGCGCAAUAUCGAGAAGGACGUCAAGGUGUUUCCUUGGAAAGUACUGGCUACGGCGCUCAAGAAGAUCAUAUCGAAAUACUCCGCAUCGCCUUCUUCGCAGCUCCCUUCCGGGGGACCGACCAUGCUCACGCCCGUCAGCAGCACGAGCCCAGGCCUCUACGCAAUGCCUCAUACCCCAACAGUAUCCGACGGCGGGUAUUCCCACCACGACUCACACACGAUGGCGUCGCCGCGCUCGCUCUCGGGCGCUCCCCCCAGCUGGGCAGCCUACGCCGGACGCACCCUCUCCCCGAGUCUCAAGACCCAUUCACCGCAGGCAGGGAUCAGAAUACCUAGCAUACCUUCCUACGGGCAGGCAGACGCGAGGCAGCACUCGACACAUCACUACGGCAUGGCGCCGCAUAGCCAGCGGUGGGACUCGGCAGUCGCGAAUGGAUACGGCGAUGCGUCUGCGUCGCCUGCGUACACGAGCCACCACCAUCAACACCAGAGUCAUGUGUACGGCACUGGCGCGUAUGGCGACGCUGGUCACCGGGAUUAG
This is a messenger RNA of Anthostomella pinea, 2097 nucleotides long. The record is from the annotation of a GenBank genome assembly. NCBI's taxonomy places the organism in Eukaryota, Fungi, Ascomycota, Sordariomycetes, Xylariales, Xylariaceae.